Messenger RNA from Talpa occidentalis (Iberian mole), 2008 nucleotides. RefSeq names its product SH2B adaptor protein 2 (gene SH2B2). The record is from RefSeq and is a predicted model, not a curated record. Gene Ontology annotation, molecular function: transmembrane receptor protein tyrosine kinase adaptor activity. Bases 1 to 1884 code for a protein of 627 amino acids. Gene Ontology annotation, biological process: intracellular signal transduction; antigen receptor-mediated signaling pathway. Gene Ontology annotation, cellular component: plasma membrane. The transcript has 8 exons. Lineage: Eukaryota; Metazoa; Chordata; Mammalia; Eulipotyphla; Talpidae.
AUGAAUGGUGCCGCGCCCUGUCCCGCCACCGCCCCGGUACCCGACUGGCGGCAGUUCUGUGAGCUGCACGCGCAGGCGGCCGCAGUGGACUUCGCGCACAAGUUCUGCCGUUUCCUGCGGGAGAACCCCGCCUACGACACGCCCGACGCCGGGGCCUCCUUCUCCCGCCACUUCGCCACCAACUUCCUGGACGUCUUCAGCGAGGAGGUGCGCCGCGUGCUGGUGGCCGGGCCGGCGCUCAGGGGGGCGGCGGGGCACCCCGACGCCAUGGAGCCCGAGGCCGCGGCACCCCCGGCGCUCAAGGCAGCGUCGUACGGCCACUCGCGGAGCUCGGAGGACGUGUCGGCGCACUCAGCGGCCAAGGCCCGCGUGCGCAAGGGCUUCUCCCUGCGCAACAUGAGCCUGUGCGUCGUGGACGGGGUGCGAGACAUGUGGCACCGGCGAGCCUCGCCCGAGCCCGACGCCGCCCCGCGGGCGGCCGAGCCCCCGUCCGAGUCGCGCGACAAGUGGACACGGCGCCUGCGGCUGGCCCGGACGCUGGCGGCCAAGGUGGAGCUGGUGGACAUCCAGCGCGAGGGCGCGCUGCGCUUCAUGGUGGCCGACGACGGCGCCACGGGCCCCGGGGGCGCCGCGCAGUGGCAGAAGUGCCGCCUGCUCCUGCGCAGGGCCGUGGCCGGCGAGCGCUUCCGCCUGGAGUUCUUCGUGCCGCCCAAGGCCUCCAGGCCCAAAGUCAGCAUCCCUCUCUCGGCCAUCAUCGAGGUCCGCACCACCAUGCCCCUGGAGAUGCCAGAGAAGGACAACACGUUUGUGCUCAAGGUGGAGAAUGGAGCAGAAUACAUCCUGGAAACCAUCGACUCACUGCAGAAGCACUCAUGGGUAGCUGACAUCCAGGGCUGCGUGGACCCCGGAGACAGCGAGGAAGACGCCGAGCUAACCUGCGCCCGAGGAGGCUGUCUGGCCAGCCACGUGGCCUCCUGCAGCUGUGAGCUCCUGACAGACGCAGACCUGCCCCGGCCCCCAGAGACCACGGCAGCUGUGGUGACAGCCCCACACAGCCGAGCUCGAGAUGCCAUUGGGGAAUCCCUGGUUCAUGUCCCUCUGGAGACCUUCCUGGAGACCCUGGAAUCCCCGGGUGGCAGUGGCAGCGACAGCAAUAAUACAGGGGAGGAGGGUGCAGAGCCAGAGGCCGAGGCUGAACCUGAGCUGGAGCUCUCCCACUACCCCUGGUUCCACGGGACGCUGUCUCGGGUCAAGGCGGCCCAACUGGUGCUGGCGGGCGGGCCCCGGAGCCAUGGCCUCUUUGUGAUCCGCCAGAGUGAGACUCGGCCUGGGGAGUACGUGCUGACCUUCAACUUCCAGGGCAAGGCCAAGCACCUGCGCCUGUCCCUGAACGACCAUGGGCAGUGCCACGUACAGCACCUGUGGUUCCAGUCCGUGCUUGACAUGCUCCGCCACUUCCACACACAUCCCAUCCCACUGGAGUCAGGCGGCUCUGCUGACAUCACCCUGCGCAGCUAUGUGCGGGCUCAGGUCCCCCCACCUGACCCUGGACCCUUGCCCAGCGCCGCGCCGGUGCCCCCCGCCUGCUGGAGCGAGCCGGCGGGUCAGCACUACUUCUCCAGCCUCGCCACGGCCGCCUGUCCGCCCCCCUCGCCUUCGGAGGCCGGUGGCGCCUCGUCCUCCUCCGCCUCAUCCUCCUCUGCGGUGUCUGUUCCUGGGGUCCCGCGCGCCCCCGAUGGGCCGCUCAGCGCGCGCAGCCGCAGCAACAGCGCGGAGCGCCUGCUCGAGGCGGCUGGCGGCGCCGAGGAGCUCGCAGAGGCCGGGCCGGGCGAGGGCGCGCGGGGUCGGACGCGCGCGGUGGAGAACCAGUACUCCUUCUACUAGCCGGCGCGAGCCCCGGGGCGCCCACGCGUCCAUAGGUCCAGCGGACGCUGCUGGGCCCAGCCUGGCGCUGGGUGGGAAAAGCAACGCUCUUCAGUGAAGACAUAAAUGUUAUUAAAGAGCCUGU